Messenger RNA from Cornus florida, 1429 nucleotides. RefSeq names its product protein DUF642 L-GALACTONO-1,4-LACTONE-RESPONSIVE GENE 2-like. The record is from RefSeq and is a predicted model, not a curated record. The transcript has 3 exons. Lineage: Eukaryota; Viridiplantae; Streptophyta; Magnoliopsida; Cornales; Cornaceae. Gene Ontology annotation, cellular component: plasma membrane; cell wall. The coding region runs from base 69 to 1166 and encodes 365 amino acids.
AACCAUAGUAGCCAAUACCCUCCCAUCUCUCUCUCUCUCUCUCUCUUUCUUUCUCUCUCUAUCUAAAAAUGAAAGUAUUGAUCUCACUUCUGAUUUCUUUCUGCUUGCUAUUCAGUGGUUCUGCUUUUGCUGCUGCUACUCUGGAAGGACUCCUCCCAAAUGGCAACUUUGAAGAGAAACCAAAACCAACCUCCCUCAAUAAAACAGUGCUCAUAGGGAAACACUCACUCCCCAAAUGGGAAAUCAAUGGCCUCGUGGAGUACAUCUCCGGCGGGCCCCAACCGGGCGGGAUGUACUUCGCGGUCGCCCACGGCGUCCACGCCGUGAAACUGGGCAACAAAGCCACCAUCUCUCAGACAAUCGUAGUCAAACCAGGCUCUCUCUAUGCACUCACAUUUGGGGCAACAAGAACUUGUGCACAAGAUGAGGUUUUGAGAGUCUCGGUGCCUCCUGAGACAGGGGACCUUCCUCUGCAGACACUGUACAGCAGUAAUGGUGGUGACACUUAUGCUUGGGGGUUCAGAGCCACUUCUAAUGUUUCUAAGGUCAUCUUCCACAAUCCUGGGGUUCAAGAGGAUCCUAGUUGUGGGCCACUCUUGGAUGUUGUUGCCAUCAAAGAACUUUUCCCGCCAAGGCCGACAAGAGAUAACUUGGUGAAGAAUGGAGGUUUUGAGGAGGGUCCACAUCUGUUGACAAACUCAUCCCAUGGUGUUCUCCUCCCUCCCAAACAGAAAGACAUCACCUCCCCACUCCCCGGCUGGAUCAUCGAAUCCCUUAAAGCCGUCAAGUUCGUAGAUUCGAAGCACUUCAACGUCCCCUUUGGACUGGCAGCAGUUGAACUGGUUGCUGGUAGAGAAAGCGCCAUUGCCCAAGUGAUCAGAACAGUUCCCAACAAGUUCUACAAUCUCUCCUUCACGGUGGGAGACGCGAAGAAUGGUUGCCACGGCUCCAUGAUGGUUGAGGCAUUCGCGGCGAAAGACACCCUGAAAGUUCCUUAUGAAUCGAAGGGGAAAGGCAAGUUCAAGACAGCUGGUUUGAAGUUCAAAGCAAUGUCAGCCAGGACCAGACUCACAUUCUACAGCUCAUUCUACCAUACCAAAGCUAAUGACUUUGGAGCACUUUGUGGCCCUGUCAUUGAUCAAGUUAGGGUUUACCCUGUUGCUUAGAAGACAAUAAUAAUUAUCACUAAACUACAUAUAGGGUUAUGAGAGAAAGAAAAGAAAAGAAAAAUAGAUAAAUAGAGUUUCUGCAAGUUUAUUUGGUCCCUCUUUUGCAGAGUGACUGUUUAUGAGGCAUGUGUUCUACAUCCUAUUUUACUUGAGUUAUUUAGAUUCUUGUACCUUUUGCAAGUAUGAUAUUAUCUUUCUAUGGUGCUGCUAGUAUGGGAAGUAACAUAAAACUAGGAUCAGAAUCUAGUUCUUUGAGCCAA